This is a messenger RNA of Corythoichthys intestinalis (scribbled pipefish), 2189 nucleotides long. RefSeq names its product calcium/calmodulin-dependent protein kinase Ia (gene camk1a). Bases 192 to 1373 code for a protein of 393 amino acids. The transcript has 12 exons. Gene Ontology annotation, biological process: peptidyl-serine phosphorylation. Gene Ontology annotation, cellular component: intracellular anatomical structure. Gene Ontology annotation, molecular function: calcium/calmodulin-dependent protein kinase activity; ATP binding; calmodulin binding. Lineage: Eukaryota; Metazoa; Chordata; Actinopteri; Syngnathiformes; Syngnathidae. The record is from RefSeq and is a predicted model, not a curated record.
GAUUUAAUGCCGUACUACGUCCACAGACGUGCGUUCGUCUUUGACGUCAGUUGGAGUACAAGCGGAGCGGAGCGGCGCUGCGCACAAGCCCGGCCAGCAGCAGCUCAUCUCUCUCGGAGGCAAGGAGCGCACAACCCCGGGCACAGAUAACCAUUUAGCUGUAGUGUGGCGAAUCCCAUCAGUGCGACAGGAUGCCUCUAGGAGAGGACGGCAAUGGGUGGAAGAAGAAGACAUCCGACAUUAAAGAACAUUAUGACUUCAAAGAAGUGCUCGGGACGGGAGCUUUCUCUGAGGUGCUUCUCGCUGAGGAAAGGAGGACCCAGAGGCUGGUGGCCAUCAAAUGCAUACCCAAGAAAGCUCUGGAAGGCAAAGAGAACAAUGUAGAGAAUGAGAUUGCAGUACUGCACAGAAUCAAGCACGCCAACAUCGUUUCGCUGGAGGACAUCUUCGAAAGCACGUCUCAUCUGUACCUCGUCAUGCAGCUUGUAUCAGGGGGUGAGCUGUUUGACAGGAUUGUGGAGAAAGGAUUCUACACGGAAAGAGAUGCCAGCCAGCUCAUCCACCAGAUCUUAGAUGCCGUCAAAUAUCUCCAUGAUAUGGGGAUUGUGCACAGAGACCUGAAGCCAGAGAAUUUGCUGUAUUAUAGCAUGGAUGAAGACUCGAAGAUCAUGAUCAGUGAUUUCGGCCUGUCCAAGAUCGAGGGAGCAGGCAGCGUUAUGUCCACUGCCUGUGGGACUCCCGGAUAUGUGGCUCCCGAGGUGCUCGCCCAGAAGCCAUACAGCAAAGCAGUCGAUUGCUGGUCCAUAGGAGUCAUUUCUUAUAUUUUACUUUGCGGGUAUCCUCCAUUCUAUGACGAGAAUGACGCCAAGUUGUUUGAACAGAUCCUGAAAGCGGAGUAUGAAUUUGACUCUCCAUACUGGGACGAUAUCUCUGAUUCAGCCAAAGACUUCAUCUGCCACAUGAUGGAGAAAGAUCCUUCCAAAAGAUACACGUGUGAACAGGCCCUACAGCACCCAUGGAUUUGUGGAGACACCGCUCUUGACAAGAACAUCCAUGAAUCUGUCAGUGCUCAAAUCAAGAAGAACUUUGCCAAAAGCAAGUGGAAGCAAGCGUUUAAUGCCACGGCGGUGGUGCGCCACAUGCGUAGGUUGCAACUGGGGACCAGCGUGGAGGGACCCAGCCAAAUCACCCCUACCAGCCCCUGCCAUGGACUCCUGCUGCCUGAGGAGGAGGAGGAAGAUGAGUUAGGAAAUGGCGAGAAUGAGAGCUUGUCCCACUUCAGUGAUGACCGCCGCGGAAGCGCUGAGGGCAGCACGGACCGGGACAGCCUGAGGAGCUGUACUUACUGCUGCAGGCCAGCCAGUCGCAUCUGAGCACAACCUCACAGAUUAUUAUUAUUUUUUUAAUUCAUUUGUUUCCUCUAAAUGAUUACUUCAUGAGCCUCUGAAGCACACAAAGAGCAACUGUCCACCCAGUCUGGCCAGAAAUGCAGAGUAGGGAUCAGCUGACAGUGUCUACUACCAUUUUAAGAAUUGUCCUGAAAUAGUCCACAAAUGACAAUGUCAUGUGUGUCCUUAAAUUAGUUGUCACAUUUACCUCACGUUGCAAUGGACCUAUCGCAAAGCCCCGCCCCCUUGUAAAACUCGGUCAAACCAAGGCUCCGUCAAAUUCUCUGUGACAGUGAUUGAGUGAAGAAACGAUGUAUGGAUGAUAGGGGGAGUUCAAAAUUUCUGAAUUUGCACUACCACCCACCUGUUUUAUUUUAAAAUAUAAUGUUCUUUUUUUUUCUUAAAUAAUGAAUUUCAUCUAGAAGCAGACACAGAGGGUUGCAGUAGGCAGUGGAGCGGUACGUAUGUACUUGGUAUUAAACUUUACAGCAAGGACACCAUUAUUGUAAUCGAGAUUAAAUGCUACAACUUAAAAUGAGAAAGCCCACAGGCCUAAUAUCUACAGUAUAACGUUAGCUACUUAGUAAUGAUAUGUCACGUGUCCUGUCAGAUUUUUCUCCUGAAGCUUUUGUGGCGAUGAAUAAGCAGUUUUUUACAUUCAGUUGGAUUGUCAAUAUUAUCCAGAGGUGCUAAAUAAACAACUUACAGUGUAUCACAAAAGUGAAUACACCCAUCGCAUUUCUGCAGAUAUUUAAGUAUAUGUUUUUAUGGGACAACACUGACAAAAUGACUUUUUGACAC